Nothobranchius furzeri (turquoise killifish) is the source of this 3152-nucleotide messenger RNA. RefSeq names its product tektin 4 (gene tekt4). Gene Ontology annotation, cellular component: sperm flagellum; nucleus; microtubule cytoskeleton. Gene Ontology annotation, biological process: cilium assembly; cilium movement involved in cell motility. The record is from RefSeq and is a predicted model, not a curated record. NCBI's taxonomy places the organism in Eukaryota, Metazoa, Chordata, Actinopteri, Cyprinodontiformes, Nothobranchiidae.
CUAACAAUGAGGCCUAGUCCACACGUAGCCGGUUUUUUUAAAACAAAUAUCCGUCCCUCCAAAAACUUAUAUCCACACCACCUCGUUUAAAAAAAAACAAACUGUCCACAAAUACCCGGAUAAAUAUGUUGUUAAGGACAUGCCAGACCUGUAGGCGGCAGUACUUCCCCCGUUCUUAACCUCGUCCUUCGUCUGUGGUCUUCCGCAAGGAGCAGUAAUUCCUCUUGCAAAAACAAACAAGCAGAAAGCGCUUGGACAAUCGAUGGAUCGGGUAGUGACAGAGCGCAGCUUUGAGGGCAUCCAUGCUGUCGGCUAGUGUAAAUACAGGUCGCACACGUGAUGUCAGCAUUUUUCUGUCGCGGAAAGUGACGUUGCGGACCUUAAAACUCUGGUUUUGUCCGUCCACACGCAGACACCCAAAACGGAUAAAACACAGAUCUUCACUUUGGCCGGAGUUUUUAAAAAGAUCCGUUUUCGUGUGAAAAAACUCCGUUUUUGUGUGGAUGACAGGCCAAAACGUAGAAACAUAUCUACGCUUUGGCAGAUCCCCGGCUACGUGUGGACAGGGCCUGAGACGCAGACAGGGUUAAAUACACUGGGGCAGGAUGAGAGGGAGAUGAGCUGCAGGUGCGUGGGGAGAGAACCCUUUUUUAUUAUUUAUUUAUUUAUUUAUUUAUUUAUUUUUACCGUGUCCUGUCUGGCUGUGAAGCAAACAGAAUUGAUGUCUGAAUGCUGGUGACAAGCCUUACAGAUUUACUCUCAGGUGGAGCAUCAAAGCGUCUGCUUUCAAUGUCACGUUAAUGUCAUGUUUGAACUUAAAAACCGGUGGGGAAAGAAACACUCUAAAAGAGACUAACAAAUGAAAAGCUGAACCUAUAGAAAAACUACAGAGGGGUGAACAAAGGGAGACCAACGGGAGCACAGGACCUGGGGGGGGGGACCUGAAGGGGCUGCAGACAAGGGGACACGUGAGGAACACAAGGAGACAGCUGAGGGAGACGCAGAAGCAGACCAUGACAAGGACUUCCCUUUUCUUCGAUUCUCCUUUUUGUUUUUGUAAGAAAAUGUUUGUUUAUCUGCAGAUCAGAAUGACUUUCAUGUGUCUGAAUCUACCCACAGACUGUAACACAAGUAGGUCGAAGGGUUUGAGUUUCCCCUUUUGAAUUCAGUUGAAUCUCCGCAUCCAAACAAACACUGAGUCACUCAGUCGAAAGGCUGAUGCUGACAUCUGAUCGGUAUCCUGGUCACCAGAGAUGCCUCAACAGCGUAACUAAGCAACACCUAACAAACAGACUUCUCUACGUUUAGCUGCAGUUUGGUUUGGAGACUGAAGCGGCUCAUGUUUUCACUAGUUUUGUUUUCUUUAAAACGACCUAAAAAUGAGCUCUGAAGUUCUGGUGCCACAACCUCACUUUGACAGCAGAUCUGUGGCUCAGGAAGCUCUUGAGAAAAGUCCUGAUCUGAAGGACAUCCCUCAGCCAUCCUCGGGCUCAGCCACUGUGGGGUACCGCUCAGCCAAGUACACCCCGGCUGAAUGGUUCUCCAACUACCAAACUUUAAUCAGACAGGCCGGUUCUGAUCACCACGAAGCCCAGAGCAUCCAGAGAAAGUCCAGAACCCUGAACCGCAACACACAUGAUGCCACUGUGGAGACCCAGAGCUUGGGGACCCGUCUUCUGGGAGAGAGGCUCCAAGAGAUCCACUACUGGAGGUCUGAGCUGCAGCGGCACGUCGAGCAGCUGCAGGCCGACUCUGAGGCUCUGCUGCAGGUGAAGGUGAGGCUGGAGAGGGUGCUGGAUGCUACAGAGAUUCCGUACGCCAUCGCCACCGAUAAUCUGACCUGCAGAACCAGAAGACUGGGACCAGACCUGGUCCGAGACAGCGUGGAGGAGGAGCUGAUGAAGGAGGUGGACCUGAUCAAGAACAUCCAGGCUCUUCUGAAGAGAACUAUAGCUCAGGUUGUCACUCAGAUCAAGAUGAACAGAGACGCCCAGCAGACGUUGGAAAUGGACUGGUCUGAUAAACACGAGGCCUACAGCUUUGAUGAUCGCAGUGGAAGACACAGCAACACGAGUCCCGACACUAAGCUGCAUCCCAGUUCAGCCACUAUGCAGGAGCACAUUUGUACUCCCACGUCAUGGACAAAGGUUACACAAGACAACCUGUCCAAGGCCCUGCAGGAGGAGGAGGCCACCAACAGCCUCAGGAUGCUAGUGGAGCAGAUGCUGCAGGACACAACCGAGGAUCUGAGAGUCCAGAGCUCCAACGUGGACCGAGCCUUCAGCCAGCGCUGUGAAGAGCUCAUCGAGGCUAAGACCCAGCUGGAGAGGAAACUCGCUCAGAUUUUGGACCAAAUUGGAUCCCAGGAGAAGAACAUUGUGUCUCUACAGCAGGCCAUCCACAACAAAGAGGCUCCGCUGAGAGUGGCCCAGUCCAGACUUUACCUCCGCUCCCUUAGACCCAACAUGGAGCUCUGCAGGGAUCAGCCGCAGCUCAGUUUGGAAGAAGAGGUGAGGCAGAUCGACGUCACCUUAGCGUCUCUGAACCAGAAACUGAGCGAAGCCAGAAGCUCCUUGUCCCGCCUGGAGGAGUCCAGGAUGGCGCUGCAGAAGGACAUAAACUGUAAAGCUCACUCACUGUUUAUUGAGAGGGAAAAGUGCAUGCCACACCGUAAACGAUACCCCACCACCACGGUGUUAUCGGGACACUGAAUGCAGCAGUUUGAGUGCUGAACUAAUUUCAGCUUUGUAGUUUUUUUAUUUAAUGUGCUGCUGUGAUCAAAGUAAUACGCUUCUGAAUAAAAAUUAGAAAACAAUUUUUAACGUUUUUCUUCAGACAACACUUAGUUUUUACUUUUCUUCUGCUAUGUCUUUAUGUAUUUUACCUGAUUUCCAUGUUUUUACUUUGUUUUGCUGAUAUGCCCGAGUUGGCUCCUUUAUGUUCAGCACUUUGGUUAGCUGCCAUGCUAUAAUUAAAUGGUGCUUUAUAAAUAAAUUGGUAUGGUAUUGUAGCGUUGUGGUUUUAUGCUCUUUUAUGAAAGAGGAACCAUGCUACGUAUUAAUUCGGAAUAUUAAUUUUUAAUAUUUAAUAACCAAGUUUUAUAUUGUUCAGAAGACUCAAAGGUUGUUUUCAUCGAUAAACUGCCGAUAAUA